Molecule: messenger RNA, 1916 nt
Organism: Linepithema humile (Argentine ant)
Lineage: Eukaryota; Metazoa; Arthropoda; Insecta; Hymenoptera; Formicidae
Gene: ais
Product: aramis
Biological process (GO): maturation of SSU-rRNA
Molecular function (GO): ATP binding; nucleic acid binding; RNA helicase activity
Source: RefSeq, a predicted model, not a curated record
GCUAACUUUCAGUUGUUUUGUGACAGUAAUGUCACAGUUAGAUUUCUCUAGAAUUUUAGCAUACCCACAAUUAGUUACGUAUUUUGAUACACAUUAUGGAUACUUAUGAUCUUUUUAAGAAACUUGCAGUCGGCGUAAAGUUUGAUACAAAACGUUUUCGAAACGAUGCAGAAAGAUUUCAGAUGGUGAGAUCGAAUAAAAGUGACAUAAAUAUUAAAAAAGAAAAUAUUAAAAAUGAAGUAUCAGCUCCUGAUGUAGAAGAUACAGCGAAGAGAAAACAUCAUGACGAUGAAAUUGAAGACACUGUUGGCAUAACAUUGCUGGAUGGAUUAUCAGGACAGAAAGAUGAUGUUCCAACUAAAAAACGUAAAAAAAUUGCAACUGCGGAUAAGAUAUUGAAGCUGGAACAAGAAAAGAUAAAUCAUUUGAGGAAUAUGAAUCACAUUUCAGUCACAGGUAGUCAUAUACCAAAAUUAAUAUUAGAAUUUGAUGAAUUAAAGACCAAUUACCAAGUGUCGGAAAACUUGUUGAGUAAUAUGAAAAAUUGUGGCUAUAUAUAUCCAACACCAAUUCAGAUGCAAGCAAUGCCAAUUAUGUUAGAAGGGAGACAUAUAUUGGCUUGCGCUCCAACAGGAUCAGGUAAAACUGCAGCAUUCUUGUUACCCAUUAUUCACACAUUAAGAGGACCACAAAAGAAAGGUUUUCGCGCAGUGAUUCUAAGUCCUACUAGGGAAUUAGCUAAACAAACAUAUAGAGAAUGCCUAAGAUUGAACGAAGGAUUUGAUUUUAGAAUUCACAUAAUUAGCAAAGUGAAUCAGGCUUUAACAAAAUAUGGACCAUCAAGUUCACAAAAAUUCGAUAUUUUAAUUACUACCCCAAAGCGAUUAGUUUUUCUCUUAAAUCAAGAUCCACCAGCUAUUUCAUUAAAUAAUGUAGAAUGGUUGAUUGUGGAUGAAGCAGAUAAACUUUUUGAGGAAGGAAUACAUGGAUUUAGGGAGCAAUUAGAAGAGAUUACGAGAGCUUGCUCUAAUACAGAUUUACGUCGCGGUAUGUUUAGUGCGACAAACACACCAGCAGUGUCAAAGUGGUGUCGUUGCAACAUGAAGAGACUCGUGACAGUAACAGUUGGACAAAGAAAUGCAGCUACAGAUAUGGUGGAUCAACAGCUUCUGUAUGUUGGUAGCGAAAGAGGCAAAUUGGUGGCAUUUAGAAAUAUUAUACAAAAGGGUUUAUCACCACCGGUCUUGGUAUUUGUGCAAAGUAAAGAGCGAGCUCAAGAACUUUUCAACGAGCUUAUUUACGAUGGAAUUAAUGUGGACGUUAUUCACGCUGAUAGGACAACGACACAAAGAGACAAUAUCGUGCGUUGUUUUAGAGAAGGAAAGAUAUGGGUCUUGAUCUGUACAGAGUUGAUGGGCAGAGGCAUAGACUUUAAAGGUGUAAAUCUUGUUAUAAAUUACGAUUUUCCGUCAUCCGCCAUCUCCUACAUCCACAGAAUAGGUCGCACCGGUCGUGCGGGUCACAAGGGAAAGGCUAUAACGUUUUUUACUCAACAGGAUACGGUAAAUCUACGAAGCAUCGCAGCAGUUAUGCGCGCUUCCGGGUGUGAUGUACCGGAUUAUAUGUUGGCUAUGAAGAAGAAGCAUAAUAAGAAAGAGCGACGUAAACUGGAGCGUACAGCACCCGCGCGCGAAAGGAUAUCAACUGUGCCCACGUACAAGCGACAUAAACGGAAAUCGCGCAUCGAAAAACAAUCGAAACUAGAGGAAGAAGCGUAAGUAGGAUACCAUCUCUUCGCAAAGCAAUGUGAAUUAAGUACAAGAUCUUUUUCCGUAACAAAAUCGCUUGUAAAUUCUUUAUUUUUAUAUGACAUUUGCAAUUGUAUAAUUACAUACGUAUAAAAUUAUUACAUAUGA